CAGGCAGCAUAUCGGCCUUUAGCUGGGGUAGGCGGUAUCCUAGCAACCAAACACGCAGACUGGGACGUCCUGUUAGAUCAGUGUCUGUAGUUUAACAUCGGUGCUAGCAAAAAAGAUGGACGAAUCACUCGAGGCACAACUCAAACAACUCUCUACCGACACUAGCUUCACCCAACCACGCCGGAAAGAAACGUCCUACUUCAACAGAGACCCAAAGGCUCCGGAGAUCUCCACUUAUGACCAAGUGUUCCACCAGGCUGAGGGCUAUGACAUGAAACUGCGCCGGGAUGACAGAAAACACGAUAAAGGAAGAGGACUGGACAUAAAUGGAGAGGAGAAGUCCAGAGUUGUUCCUGUGCGCUCCUCUGCAGAGUACGGCCAUCAUCCAGUUCCCGCCCUCUUUCAAACAAGCCGAAGGCACAACAGGGUGGCGAGCACUAGAGCGGAAUUUUACAUGAAGAAUGGGAUUAUCUGGAAUGUGGAGGAGGGGUAUGGAUCCGUGGCUCCCAUUUAAAUCACUAAUAUCAUGAUAUUGUAGAGUGCACGUUUCUUUUACUGUGUAACCAUCAACAUUUCAGCAAUGAUUAAA
This is a messenger RNA of Cheilinus undulatus (humphead wrasse), 589 nucleotides long. It is a transcript of the gene cfap90, whose product is annotated as chromosome 16 C5orf49 homolog. The transcript is spliced from 3 exons. Lineage: Eukaryota; Metazoa; Chordata; Actinopteri; Labriformes; Labridae. The coding region runs from base 116 to 514 and encodes 132 amino acids. The record is from RefSeq and is a predicted model, not a curated record.